AUGGAUAGAUUGAGAGAUUACAUGGAGGAAAUGAUGAAAUUCACACUCCAAAACCCUUCAGAUCUCGAUGUACUGCUUUCCGAUGAUUUCUGCUCCGGCCUUCUCUCCGGCGAACCAAUUAUUCACGCCGAUACUGUAGAUGCUUUUGGAGGUGUUUCUGUUUAUCCAUUGUACAAGCGUCUUGCCUUAAGUCUGCUGAAGUCAAUUGAUUCUGGCUCCUUCUGUGGAACCUUUGAGAAGAUUUCAUUAGCGAAGGAAGUAAUCUGGUUGAAGGAGAGAGAAGCUGAAUGGGGCGAACUCAUUAUCCUAAAAGGUUCCGAGUUAGUCAAUGUCUUGAAGGAAAUAGUUUGCGAGCUUCAAGUUCAAGAGCCCUUGUUUUCCUUCAUGAAAGAUGGCAUCAAAACAAUUGAAGCAAGGUGUUUUGAAGCCGAGUAUGAUAGACUUCAACAAAGAGGUUCUAUGAUUAUGAUUAAUAAAUGUCUCAUGUUUGAAGUUCUGGAAUUCCACAAAUAUCCGUCCUUUUACGAGUUGUUGAAAGCCGAGAGUACAGAGAAAGUGUUUCCUGGCGUUGAAACAGUGGAAGAAGGUAUGAAAAUGUUUAGAAAGUUUGAUCAAGAGAAAAUCAAUGGUGUUGUCGCAAUCCAUCUUACUAAAUCAGUUGUUCAGCCUUGUGUCGCUUUGUCUCACAUACUCUCUGGCUUGAGUUACACAGGCGUGCAAAGUCUUUUGGGUCUUUCUCACACUACUGGAUCCAUUUCUCAUGCUCUGCCUCCUCCAAGAUCGAUUCUACACUCUUCAUUCAUGCUUCCGUAUAGACCAAAGAUAAAAGGUUCUACAUUGAGCCAUGGAGCUAGAGCGUUAGCCAAACAUGUAGAUCGAAGUAGCGAUAGAUUUUGGGGUGUUCUUCAUGGAACUGAUUCAGAGAAAAACAGGCUUGCGAUGGACAUUUUCAAUCGCUUCAUUAGCCAAUGUUGCUGGAUGAACAUCCAUAUCGUUCGACCACACGGGGAAGUGUUCGAGAUAAGAGUAGCUCAAGGCUAUGGAGCACGUUGGUCUCGUGAUGGAACCAAAUUCAUUGGAUUUCUUGAGCCUUACACUGAAGAUGGUCACUCCAUGGCAUGGAAGCAUUAA
Molecule: messenger RNA, 1131 nt
Organism: Microthlaspi erraticum
Lineage: Eukaryota; Viridiplantae; Streptophyta; Magnoliopsida; Brassicales; Brassicaceae
Source: the annotation of a GenBank genome assembly